UAGGAGCGUCGCUACUUCCUGUCGGUCCGUUGCUACGCAUGUGCGCUACGCUUUGAGCGCGUGCGGCUGUUUGUGUCCGCAGAGCUUCGGUUUCUUCAAAGACAAGUUCAGCUGAACGCGGGGGGGCUGCUCCGCCUGGGGUGGGGGUGAAAUGGUCUUUUACUUCACAAGUGCCGUGGUGGACCCCCCCUUCACGAUCUACAUGGGGAAGGACAAGCACGAAAAUGAAGACCUUAUCAAGUACGGUUGGCCUGAAGACGUCUGGUUCCAUGUGGACAAACUCUCCUCAGCUCACGUCUACCUGAGAAUGCCAAAGGGUAGAACGAUAGACGACAUUCCGGCAGAGGUCUUGGUGGACUGCGCUCAGCUGGUGAAGAACAACAGCAUCCAGGGUUGUAAGAUGAACAACAUCAAUGUAGUCUACACGCCGUGGGCCAACCUGAAGAAAACGGGGGACAUGGAUGUAGGCCAGAUCGGUUUCCAUCGUCAAAAGGAGGUACACGUGGUGGCUGUGGAGAAGAAGAUCAACGAGAUCGUGAACCGACUGGAGAAGACCAAAGUGGAGCGGUUCCCAGAUCUGGCAGCAGAGAAAGAAUCCAGAGAUCGAGAGGAGAGAAAUGAGAAGAAAGCUCAGCUCCAGGAGCAGAAGAGGAGAGAGAAGGAGGAGCAGAAAAAGAAAAAGGAGCUGGAGGAGCUCAGGAGUUAUUCUGCCCUGAUGAGGGGCGAGAACAUGAAAACUAACGAGGACGGUUACGAUUCCGAUGACUUCAUGUGAAGCAGCUGAAUGUGACCGUGCUCCUCCGCUGCCCCAGACUGCCGACUGACCCACAGAUGUCCUCGGAGCAGAAGUCUAACCAGUCCUGGACCCGGUUCUGAGUGCGGAUGAUGGUUUUGUGCUGAACCAGAGCCAUUAUUUCAGUCUGUGUUCCCUGGGUCCAUUAGAACCAUGAACGGAUGUGUCGUCUGUAGAGAAAUUAAAGUCAGAGCUCUUUAUACUACGACUCCA
This is a messenger RNA of Oryzias melastigma (Indian medaka), 1006 nucleotides long. It is a transcript of the gene ccdc25, whose product is annotated as coiled-coil domain containing 25. NCBI's taxonomy places the organism in Eukaryota, Metazoa, Chordata, Actinopteri, Beloniformes, Adrianichthyidae. The record is from RefSeq and is a predicted model, not a curated record. Bases 152 to 775 code for a protein of 207 amino acids. The transcript is spliced from 9 exons.